Lactuca saligna is the source of this 964-nucleotide messenger RNA. NCBI's taxonomy places the organism in Eukaryota, Viridiplantae, Streptophyta, Magnoliopsida, Asterales, Asteraceae. The record is from the annotation of a GenBank genome assembly.
CCAUUGAAAUUUUGUCAUGAUUCCGACAAUGGUGUCGGUGGGUUGACUGUAGGGACGCAGCGACGGAAGUGCUGACUUGUGGGUCGUGAAUUGAGGUGCCGUGCCCACUUGUACAUUUACUUUUCGUGCAUUGGGUGUUGUACACACAAAGAAUAAUUCAACCUUCAUAUGUGUGUGUCAGUGUGUGUGUCACAUGGUAUAUGUAGGAGCCUGAGUUUGUGUGUUUAUAUAUACUCAAACACACAUAGUGGUGGUGGAUUGCGGUGGCAGAUGGCGGAGUUCACACACUUGGUGGUGGUUAAGUUCAAGGAAGAGGUGGUGGUGGAGGAUAUUAUCAAAGGGUUGGAGGAGCUUGUUUCUCAAGUUGAUAUUGUUAAAUCCUUUGUUUGGGGAAAGGAUAUUGAAAGUAUGGAGAUGUUAAGGCAAGGAUUCACACAUGCUUUCAUGAUGACAUUUGGCUCCAAAGAUGAUUUCACUGCUUUCCAAACCCACCCAAAUCACAUGCAAUUCUCGGCCACAUUUUCAGCCGCAAUCGAAAAGAUUGUGCUUCUUGAUUUCCCGGUUGUUGCUUUCAAGACCCCACAGUAGCCGGUGUGCAUGAGUAUUUGACAAUUUGAAACGAUUUAGAGGUUUUCUAAAUUGGAAGAAUUAAGAAAUUUUAUUAUGUGAAGUCUAUGUGUUCUAGUUUUAUGUGUGGCUUUCUUUUUUUUGAGAUUUGAUUAUUGUAUGAGGAACUCUUGUGGAUUCUUGAAUGAACCAAGAUGGACCGGUUCGGAAUAAUUACAAUUUUCAAUGCACAAGAUAUAAUGGUGUAUUCCGUGUAUUUAAUUAGAAUAAUAUGUGUAUUUUGGUUGUAAUUAUCUUUGCUUAAAAUUGGCUGCUAGAUUAGUGUUUUUUCUGGGGUAACAUUUCCAACCCCACUUCAAAUUUAUAUCUAAUUGCUCCAAAGAAAUGGAAUGGUAUC